Molecule: messenger RNA, 441 nt
Organism: Pseudomassariella vexata
Lineage: Eukaryota; Fungi; Ascomycota; Sordariomycetes; Amphisphaeriales; Pseudomassariaceae
Exons: 1
Coding region: 1-441 (146 amino acids)
Source: RefSeq, a predicted model, not a curated record
AUGAAAGUCAAGCACGACAAACGGCCAAAGAGGUUGCGGCCGUCUGCUAUGCUAGCCCUCUGGAUGGGCCUCUGUGCUCGGUCCGCAAUAGCAGAGCCACCCGAGGGUCGAGAUCCAGCUCCAACAACCACAACUGCGGCAACACUGACUACUUCUCUUCCUGAAAAUGCGGAUUCUACCAGCACACUUCUCAGUGCCAGUGCUACGACCGGCGCCGUCAUCACGGGAUCCAUGGCUACUGUUGUCGAGCUGGCCGAGGGAAGCUCUACUGUGACAGUUUCGGAUAUUAUCACAGAUACUGCAACCAGCACGACCUCAAAAUCGUCUACUGCCGCUCCCGCCGGCGCCCCAGCCACAACGACGCUCCCGAGAUAUGUCGACCCGUGUCCAAAAUGUCAGACGACGAAGAGUGGGGCAGGGAUACCCGAGGUAGAAAUGUGA